Messenger RNA from Caenorhabditis remanei, 201 nucleotides. RefSeq lists its product as uncharacterized. The record is from RefSeq and is a predicted model, not a curated record. The coding region runs from base 1 to 201 and encodes 66 amino acids. The transcript has 2 exons. Lineage: Eukaryota; Metazoa; Nematoda; Chromadorea; Rhabditida; Rhabditidae.
AUGCACGACACGCUUCUUACAACCAUGAUUCAAAUUGUAUCAGCAAACCUGAGAGCCAUUGGUCAAAAUGAACGUGAUGUUAGAAUCAAUAAGUUGUCAAAUGCCGCUGGACUCUCUCAAGAUGUUCUCAAUCAAAUCAGAGCGUUGACUCAUGAGCAGCUGCUUGCACUCCUCGAAUUGGUUGUGACCCUGCGACAGUGA